Messenger RNA from Phalaenopsis equestris, 6456 nucleotides. RefSeq lists its product as uncharacterized. Gene Ontology annotation, biological process: protein phosphorylation. Gene Ontology annotation, molecular function: protein kinase activity; protein binding; ATP binding. Lineage: Eukaryota; Viridiplantae; Streptophyta; Magnoliopsida; Asparagales; Orchidaceae. The record is from RefSeq and is a predicted model, not a curated record. Gene Ontology annotation, cellular component: plasma membrane.
CAAAAUGGGCCCCACUCCUGGCCUACAGAUGUCGACCGUUGCAAACUCUUCAAAUCCCUCCCGCCGCCACCCCCACAAACCCCACCGCCACCGUCUCCUCAAAUUUCAGAGAAUGCUUCCUCUCCCCCUUCUCCUCUUCACCUUCCUAAUCGUCCCCCCGGCCGCCAUUGCCGCCGACGAGAAAGCCAUUAUCAUCGACCUGAAGAAGUCCUUCCAUAUCCCCUCCGCCUCUUCACACUUCUUCCUCUCCUGGUCAACAUCAACCGCCUCGCCCUGCAACUACUCCGGCGUAUCCUGCACCACCGCCGGACUCAUCUCCUCCAUCGAUCUCACCGGACUCGGCAUCUCAGGAACCAUCCCCUUCUCCCUACUCUGCUCCCUCCCCUCCCUCUCUUCCCUAUCCCUCGGUUCCAAUCGCUUCUCCGGCAUAAUCUCCCCCGCCCUUCUAAACUGCUCCAAUCUCCUCCAUCUCGAUCUCGCAUUCAACUCCCUCGUCCGCUCAGUCCCAGAUCUCUCCCGUCUUUCCUCCCUGCGUGUUCUUAAUCUCACCCAAAACCUCCUCUCCGGACCCUUCCCAUGGCCAUCCCUAGCCAACCUCACUUCCAUCGAAUCCCUAAGCCUCGGCGAUAACUUCUUCGAUCCCAGCCCCUUUCCCACUGUAAUCACCACUCUCACCAAACUCAACUGGCUCUACAUCUCCGUCUGCAAUCUCCACGGCGAGGUCCCAACCGCAAUCGGAAACCUAACCGGCCUCGUUAAUCUUGAGUUCGCAGAUAACUUUCUCUCCGGCGAGAUCCCGCCGGAGGUCACGAAAUUGAAAAAUCUCUGGCAGCUGGAGCUUUACAAUAACUCAUUCACGGGAGAAAUUCCAGUGGGAUUUGGGAAUCUGUCCAAUCUCGCCUUCUUCGAUGCGUCCAUGAAUCAAUUGACAGGGGAUCUCUCUGAACUCCGGCAUUUGAGCGGCUUAGUGUCCCUCCAACUCUAUUACAACAAUUUCUACGGUAGCAUUCCGCAGGAGUUUGGAGAUUUCAGGAAAUUGGUUAAUCUCUCGCUUUACAAUAAUCAGCUCACCGGUCAAAUUCCGGUGAAGCUUGGGAGCUGGGCAGAGUUUAAUUUCAUCGACGUGUCGAGCAACUUCCUCACGGGACCGAUUCCUCCAGACAUGUGUAGGAUGGGGACGAUGAAGAAGCUUCUGGUGCUUGAUAACCAGCUCUCCGGCGAGAUUCCGGCUAGCUACGCCAACUGUUCCUCUCUGAUUCGGUUCAGAGUGAGUAAUAACUCCCUCUCCGGCGAGGGUCCAGCCGGGAUUUGGGGUCUUCCGGGUGUUCCAGCCGGGAUUUGGGGUCUUCCGAUCGUCAAUAUUAUAGACCUCGCAACGAACAGAUUCGAAGGCGAGAUCACGAAGGAUAUUGGUAGGGCAAAAUGUCUAUUCCAGCUAUACCUUUCCGGGAACCAGAUCUCCGGCGAGAUCCCGACAGAGAUCUCCGAGGCAUCGUCUCUGGUUACAAUCGACGCCAGUUCGAACCAACUAUAUGGUCAGAUCCCACCGAGCAUCGGGAAACUGAAGGCUCUCUCGAGCUUGAAUCUCGACAACAAUCACAUCACCGGCAAUAUCCCCGACUCCAUCGCCUCCUGCUCUGCGCUCAAUUCGAUAAUCCUGACAAGAAAUUCACUCUCCGGUCCGAUUCCUUCCAGCUUCGGCUCUCUUCCAAAUCUGAACACAUUGAAUCUAUCCGAUAACCACCUCUCCGGCGAGAUUCCGGCAAGCCUGGGUUCCCUAAAGCUCAGCUUACUGGACCUGUCCAACAACCUCCUCACCGGCAAGGUCCCUCCCCAACUCUCCAUCAACGCAUACAACGAGAGUUUCAUCGGCAACCCCGGUCUCUGCGGCGACAACAUUAACCAUCUCCAGCAAUGCUCUUCGCCUUCAUCAAGAAGCGAUAAGAUCCGUUUCGUCCUGAUAUCCUUCCUCAUCAUUCUUGUCCUGUUUCUCGCUAGCGCUCUGCUCAUCUUCUUCAGGAAGCGCAACAGCCGCGCCCUCCGUCUCUCGUCCGAUUCCUGGAACAUGAAGUCGUUCAGCAUCCUCACCUUCAAUGAGCAAGAGAUUAUCAGUUCGAUCCGGCCAGAAAACCUCGUCGGCAAGGGGGGUUCCGGCGAAGUCUACCGCGUCGUCCUGAGCAGCGGUCAUGUCGUCGCGAUCUCGACCCCCUGCUACGGCGGCGCCGCCGUGUCCGACGGAGCAGCGAUGCUGAAGCGUCGAUCAUUGAAACUCUCGAGAGAAUUCGACGCAGAAGUCGACACACUGAGUGCGAUCCGGCAUGUGAACGUCGUGAAGCUCUACUGCAGCAUCACCGGCGAGGAUUCCAGCCUGCUUGUGUACGAAUAUCUUCCCAAUGGGAGCCUAUGGGACCGGCUGCACUCGGCGGGCGUUGACAAAUUGGGGAAGUUGGAUUGGGAGACCAGAUUUGAUAUCGCUGUUGGUGCAGCACAUGGGCUGGAGUAUCUCCACCAUGGCUGCGAUCGACCGAUACUGCACCGUGAUGUCAAGUCCAGCAACAUACUUCUGGACGACGAUUUCAGGCCGCGGAUCGCGGACUUUGGCCUGGCGAAGAUCCUUCAUCGUUCCACCGAACCAGAUUCGGUUACUCACGUUGUUCCUGGGACGCAUGGUUACAUCGCUCCUGAGUACGCGUACACAUGGAAGGUGGAGGAGAAGGGCGAUGUGUACAGCUUCGGAGUUGUGCUGCUUGAGCUUGUCACAGGAAGGAGGCCUGUGGAGAAAGAUUUCGGGGAGGACAAAGACAUUGUCCGGUGGGUUGCGGGGAGGAUCAGGAGCCGAGAUGGUGGUGUGUUGGGAUUGAUUGAUGAGCACAUAUUGCUGGCAUCCGAGAAGAAGGAAGCAAUUCGUGUGCUUAGAAUUGCUUUGCUGUGCACUGCCGGUGAGCCCGGGAUGCGCCCGCCUAUGAGGAUUGUGGUCCAUAUGCUCGAGGAGAUUGCCGGCCAGCGAGCGGCCGCCGGCGAUGGCAAGUUGGAAGAAGGGUCUUUUGAGAAGAAGUGGUGCGCAUCUAGCUCCAUGGUGGAAGGAGCGUUAACAUGUUUCUUCAAGACAAAGCCAUCAAGUGGACACAUGUUUCCCAUGAAGCAUGGAAGCCAUCAUCAACAACCAACUCCCGCUCUAACAACCACUGCAACAAUGCCUCUCACUCAAUUCCUCCUCCUAUGCUUCCUCCCUCUUCUAUCUCUCUCUCAUCCCCAAUCUAGCUUCUUCAUCGAAAUGAAACAAUUCCUCUCCGGCCAACCCAUCUCCCACUGGAACCUCGCCGCCGGAAACUAUUGCAGGUUCUCCGGAAUAACCUGCGAUGAUGAUCACCACCGCAACAUCAUUGAGAUUGACCUCUCUUCCAUGUCGUUAACAGGCACCAUUCCCUCCACCAUCUGCACCUCCCUCCCAAUGCUCAGAGUACUCCGGUUGGGCUUCAACAACCUCCAUGGCGACCUCCCUGCUGACCUUCUGAACUGCUCUCAUCUACAAGAGCUCAACCUCACUAAUUCUGGCAUCGGAGGAACCAUCCCAGAUAUCUCCACUCUCUUCACUCUUCGUGUUCUAGACCUCUCAAACAAUCACUUUUCUGGUCAGUUUCCACUCUCCAUUACUAAUAUCACCAACCUUGAGGUUGUUAACUUCAACGAGAACCCGGGCUUCAAUAUCUGGUGGCUACCAGAGACUAUAACGAAGCUGAAGAAGCUCAAGGUAAUGAUCCUUUCUACUACAUCUAUGAGAGGAGAAGUCCAACCAUGGAUUGCGAACAUGACAUGGCUUACUGACCUUGAGCUCAGUGGCAAUUUGCUUGUUGGUCAGAUUCCGGCAGCCAUUGGAAGGAUGAAGAACCUCCAGCUUUUGGAGCUUUACUACAAUUUGUUGGAGGAUAAAAUACCGGAGGAACUUGGAAACCUGUCUAAGCUCAUAGAUAUUGACUUGUCUGGGAAUAGACUAACUGGUAGAAUACCUGAGAGCCUCUGUUUGUUGCUAAAGCUCAAGGUGUUGCAGCUCUAUAGCAAUAGACUUACUGGUCCAAUCUCACCGGUGCUUGGAAAUUCGACAUCACUAACCAUCUUGUCUCUGUACAAGAAUUUUUUUUCAGGGGAGCUUCCUCCCACUCUAGGAAAGUUUUCAGAGUUGAAGGUGUUGGAGAUUUCAGAGAACCAGUUCUUUGGUAAACUUCCAAGUGAAACCUGCACUGCAGGCAAGUUGCUAUACUUCUUGGUGCUUGACAACCAUUUUUCAGGGGAAUUGCCAGAAAAUUAUGAGAAAUGUCUGUCUCUGCUGAGGUUUAGAGUGAACAACAACCAGUUGAAGGGUUAUGUGCCCAGAAAGCUAUUUGAACUUCCUCAUGUUUCUAUUAUUGAUCUUAGCUUCAACCAAUUUGAAGGAACUGUGGACAGUUCUAUUGGAAAAGCAAAGAAUUUAACUUUAUUGUUCCUGCAUAGCAAUCGGUUUUCGGGAGAAAUCCCACCUGAGAUCUCUGAGGCUACUAAUUUAGUCAGGAUAGAUCUUAGCAACAAUCUCUUCUCCGGUUCAAUUCCAUCUGAGAUUGGAUACUUGAGAAAACUGAGUCAGCUAUCCUUGCAAGGAAACAUGAUUGGUUCUACCAUUCCCGAGUCAAUUUCGAAUUUGAAGUCUCUUAAUGUGCUUAACCUCUCAAACAAUCUACUCUCCGGGGAGAUACCCAGCAGCCUCUGUAGUCUGCUUCCAAUAUCUCUAAACUUUUCAAACAAUCACCUUUCUGGUCCAAUUCCUGUACCCCUCAUCAAAGAAGGGUUAAUUGAUAGUUUCUCCGGCAAUCCAGAUCUUUGCAUUCCGAUCAAUCUGAACCAUACCAAGCCUAAUCUUCCUAUUUGUCAACAGUCAAAAGCCAGCAGGCUGAUGAUAAACAUCUGGGUUAUUUCAAUCUCUGCAAUUCUGCCAAUAUUUGCAAUCUUAUUAUUCGUUAUGCAUUGCUCUAACAGAAAGAACAAGGUCAUCAAUUGUCGCUCAUCAUCUUCCUUUUACUCCUAUGAUGUAACGAGUUUCCAAAAGCUCAACUUCGGCCAGCAUGAGAUCCCCACAGCAUUGAUUGAUAAGAACAUUGUGGGUCUUGGAGGAUCUGGAACAGUUUAUAAGAUUGAGGCUAGCAAUGGGGAGUGUGUAGCUGUGAAGAAUAUCAUGACAACACAAAAAUUUUGCCUUGAGAGAGAAUUGAGGGCAGAGAUUGAGUCUUUAGGAAGCAUCAGACACAAAAACAUUAUAAAGCUCUACUGUUGCUUCUCAAGCUUUAAAUGUCAUCUUCUCAUCUAUGAAUACAUGGUAAAUGGCAAUCUCUGGGAUGCUCUUCACAAUCACUGCAGCUUCAUGAACUGGCCAAAAAAGCGCAAGAUCGCGCUCGGGAUUGCACAAGGCCUAGCUUAUCUUCAUCAUGAUCUCUUGUUCCCGAUCGUGCACCGCAACAUCAAGAGCUCCUACAUACUCCUUGAUGCAAAUUUUGAACCAAAGAUUGCUGAUUUUGGAAUAGCUAAGGUCUUGCAAGCAGGAAUUGAGGACUGCUUAUCCACAACUAUUAUUGUUGGCACUUACAGUUACUUGGCCCCAGAGUAUGUCUACUCAUCUAAAGUGACUACCAAGUUUGAUGUGUACAGCUUUGGUGUUGUACUAUUAGAGCUGAUAACAAGGAAGAAGCCAAAUCAAGUUGGGUUUGGGGAAAGCAUGGACGUCGUUUCUUGGGUCCAGAGCAAGUUGCAAAAUCAAAAUGGGUCAUUGGAUGUUUUGGAUAAAAAACUGGCAUGGAGUCCCUUCAGGAAAGAGAUGUUGAAGAUGCUGCAGGUAGCACUGCGUCGUACCUGCAGUAUACUAUCACUUCGGCCAUCGAUGAAUGAGGUUGUCCAGCUCUUAAGAGAGCUAUGCACAACAUGAUUAGACGAUGGCAGAACAUCAUUCACUCCCAGUAACAACAGUUCAACAAUAAAUCCAAAAUUUUUCUCAUGAUUACAAGAUUAUAAGCACUAGAUUCUACUACUGGCUGAGAAAGCAUUACUUAGCAAACAAUUUUAUAUCUCCUAAAAGAAUUGUUUUCCCUCGUCAUGUCUUCCUUGUUUUCAACUCUCGAUCUGGAAAUCCUUUGAAGAAUCAUUAGGAAAUGAAGCUUUGUAUUUAUGGAGCAUCUGGUGCCUUUGUUGAACUUACAUGUACCUGGAAAUGCUCUAGCUACUCUGACAUUCUCCAACUUGCACUUUUUUUUCAGACUUUAAACAAGAGGGGAAUGAGAUUGUAUGGCUGUGAUUAAAAGUUGUCUUCUGGUGUUUGGCAUGUGUAAGUAGGUUGGAAUCGUUUGGUGGGACCACUUCAUGUGAUCAUCCAUUAGAAAAGGUGGCAUAAUGAACAAUGAGCUGAGCAAAUCUCUACUUUGUUAACAAAUAAUACUU